CAAGACCGCGGCCCGGGGCAUUUCGAAUUGGAAUCUGGCUCCAGCCGGCGGAGGCUGCCCGGAGCGGCGUCUUGGAGACCGUCUAGUCCCUUCCGCCGUAUCCAGGUAGCCAGUUUAUUUAUCAAUGUUGGAAUAAUAAAGGAGGGAGAGCAAAAUGAGCUGGGCUUUGGAAGAAUGGAAAGAAGGCCUGCCUACAAGAGCUCUUCAGAAAAUUCAGGAGCUCGAAGGCCAGCUUGACAAACUGAAGAAAGAAAAACAGCAGAGGCAGUUUCAGCUGGAAACUCUGGAAGCUGCACUGCAAAAGCAGAAACAGAAGGUUGAAAAUGAAAAAACCGAGGGCACGAACCUAAAAAGGGAGAAUCAAAGAUUGAUGGAAAUAUGUGAAAAUCUGGAUAAAAGUAAACAGAAGAUUUCUCAUGAACUUCAAAUUAAGGAGUCACAAGUGAAUUUCCAGGAAGGACAACUGAAUUCAAGCAAAAAACAGAUAGAAAAAUUGGAACAGGAACUUAAAAGAUGUAAAUCUGAGCUUGAAAGAAGCCAACAAAUGGCACAGUCUGCAGACGUCUCUCUGAAUCCGUGCAGUACACCACAGAAGAUGUUUACUACUCCGCUAACACCGCGUCAAUGUUAUAGCGGUUCUAAGUAUGAAGAUCUAAAAGAAAAAUAUAAUAAAGAAGUUGAAGAACGAAAAAGAUUAGAGGCUGAGGUGAAAGCUUUGCAGGCUAAAAGAACAAGCCAGACUAUUUCCCAAAGCACCAUGAACCACCGAGACAUUGCUCGACAUCAGGCUUCGUCGUCUGUGUUCUGGCAACAAGAGACCCCAGGUCGACUUUCAUCUGAUUCUCACAGAACUCCAGCUGGGAGAGAUUUCUCUGCAUCUCACUUUUUGAGGGACCAUGAAGUUACUCCAAGUAAAUUAACUUCGAAAAUAGGGAAAAGAGAUGCAAAUAACGCUGCCUGUGAUAAUUCUAGUAGUCCUCACCUUUUGGAUCAGUUAAAAGCCCAGAAUAAAGAGCUAAGAAGCAAGAUUAAUGAGUUGGAACUACAUCUGCAAGGACAAGAAAAAGAAAUAAAAGGCCAAGCGAAUAAAUUUCAAGAAGUCCAACUCCAACUGGAGAAAGCAAAAGUGGAUUUAAUUGAAAAAGAGAAAGUUUUGAACAAAAACAGAGAUGAACUGGUGAGAACCACAGCACAAUAUGACCAGGCAUCAACCAAGUGUACUACAUUGGAACAAAAACUGAAAAAAUUGACUGAAGAUUUGAAUUGUCAGCGACAAAAUGCAGAAAGUGCCAGAUGUUCCCUGGAACAGAAAAUUAAGGAAAAAGAAAAGGAGUUUCAUGAGGAGCUCUCCCGUCAACAGCGAUCUUUGCAAACACUGGACCAGGAGUGCACGCAGGUGAAAGCUAAGCUCACCCAGGAACUGCAGCAAGCCAAGAAUACUCAGAACAUCCUCCAGGCCGAACUGGAUAAAGCCACGUUGGUAAAGCAACAGCUAGAAAGAAGUUUGGAAGAGUUUAAACAAAAGUGCUGCAGAACUGAACAGGCACUCCAGGCACGGCAGGUCACGGAGGAUGAGCUGAGGAGAAGCAGCGAGGAAAUGAAGAAGGAAAAUGGUCUCCUUAAAAGACAGUCUGAGCAGAGAGCCAGAGAAGUCUGCCACCUGGAGGAAGAACUCAAGAAAGUCAAACAGUGUCUAAAUCAGAGCCAGAAUUUUGUAGAAGAAAUGAGAGCCAAGAAUCUCUCUCAGGAAACCAUGUUAAGAGAGCUUGAAGAAAAAGUAAAUCUGCAAGAAAACUCUUUGACUUUAGAGAAACUGAAGGUUUCUACAGCUGAUCUGGAAAAGCAGCAAGAUCAAGACCUUUUGAAGAAAAGGGAAUAUCACAUUGAACAACUGAAUUAUAAGUUAAGCAAGACAGAGGAAGAGUAUAAAGCUUUACUGAGUACUUUGGAGUUAAUGAAGAAAGAAUAUAAAAAAUUGGAAGAAGAGAAAGCUCUGUUUUCUUCUUGGAAGAGUGAAAAUGAAAAACUUUUAAAUCAGAUGGCAUUAGAAAAAGAAAGCUCACAGAGUAAAAUCAAUCACUUGGAAACCCUUCUGAAUACGCACCAAAUAAAAAGUCAUGAAUAUGAUGAGAAAGUAAGAACACUGCAGAUGGAAAGAGAAAGCCUAAAUGUCGAGAUCAGAAACCUUCACAGCGUGAUAGACAGCAAGUCUGUGGAGAUAGAGACACAGAAACAAGCUUUUGUAGAACUACAGCAGAAAGCUGAGGUCUCAGAUGAGAAACAUAACAAAGAAAUAGAAAAUAUGUGUCUCAAAACUUCUCAGCUCACGGGGCAAGUUGAAGACCUGGGUCACAAGCUUCAGUUACUGUCAAGUGAAAUAAUGGACAAAGACCAGCAGUAUCAAGACCUGCAUGCUGAAUAUGAGGGCCUCAGGGAUCUGCUAAAAUCCAAAGAUUCUUUUCUGGUGACAAAUGAGGAUCAUCAGAGAAGUCUUUUGGCUUUUAAACAGCAGUCCGAUAAGAAUGAUUCUUUUGCAAAAAUUAGAGGAGAACAAGAAUGCAUGCCUUCAGAAAAGAGUGAGUGCAAUUUAGAAGUUGACCAAAGUCCAAAAAAUUCAGCCAUCCUACAAAAUAGAGUCGUUUCACUUGAAUUUUUAUUAGAGUCUCAAAAGCAGAUGAACUCAGAUCUGCAAAAGCAGUGUGAAGAGUUGGUACAAAUCAAAGGAGAAAUAGAAGGAAACCUUAUUAAAGCAGAACAGAUGCAUCAGAGUUUUGUGGCUGAAACAAGUCAACGCAUUAGUAAGUUACAAGAAGACACUUCACUUCAUCAGAAUGUUGUUGCCGAAACGUUAGUUGCCCUUGAGAACAAGGAAAAGGAGUUCCAGCUUUUAAACGAAAAAUUAGAAACUGAGCAAGCUGAGGUUCAAGAAUUAAAAAAGAGCAACUAUCUACUGGAAAACUCUGUAAAGGAGUUACAACUUUUAUGUGAGACCCUGAGCUCAGAGAAAAAGGAAUUAAGUUCUGUUAUUUCUCUACACAAAAAACAAAUUGAAGAGCUAACCCAAGAAAAUGGGGCGCUCAAGGAAAUUAACGAAACUUUAAAUCAAGAAAAAGCGAACUUUGUCCAAAAAAGUGACAGUUUUUCAAACAGUAUAGAUGAAAAAGAAAGAAUUUCAGAGUUUUCUGAUCAGUUUAAGCAUGAAAGACUUACUUUACUGCAAAGAUGUGAAGAAACUAGAAAUGCAUUUGAGGAUCUUAGUCAAAAAUACAAAGCAGCACAAGAAAAGAACUCUAAAUUAGAAUGCUUGCUAAACGAAUGUACUAGUAUUUGUGAAAAUAAAAAAAUGGAGUUAGAACAGCUAAAGGAAAUAUUUGCAAAGGAACACAAAGAAUUCUUAACAAAAUUAGCCUUGGCUGAAGAAAGAAACCAGGUUCUAAUACUAGAGUUGGGUACAGUACAGCAAGACAGGCAAUCUGAGAUUGCACAUAUCCAGAACAAUUUCAAGAGUGAGACUGAUGGUUUAAACCAAGAAAUUAUGAUUUUAAAGGAACAGCAAAAUAAGAUGCAAAAAGAAGAUAAUGGCUUAUUACAAGAAAAUGAGGAAUUGAAAAAAUUAAUGCAUACUAAACAUGAACAUCAAAAUCUAGAAGUGGAUCCAAUAAGAGACUCCAUGAAAGACAGCAAGAAUGAGAUAAAUAAGCAUAAUUGUCAACGGCAGGUAGAUCUUGAGGUUAAGGACCUUUUUCUAGACAGUUACAAUACACAGUUGGUACAUUUAGAAGCUAUGGUAAGAAAUUUGGAAGUCAAACUUCUGGAAAGUGAGAAUGAAAAAGAGUGCUUGCAACAAGAACUACAGAGAACUAGAGGAGAAUCAGAAACUAAAAGUUCACAAGACACACAGUCACAAGAAAUCAGUAACCUUAAAGACUGCGAAAAAGAUACAGAAGAAAAGUAUAUUUCAGUGCUUCAUGAGUUGUCGACAAGCCAAAAUGACAAUGCACACCUGCAGUGCUCUCUGCAAACAGCAAUGAACAAGCUGAAUGAACUAGAGAAAAUGUAUGAAAUACUGCAGAUCGAAAAACUUGAACUAGUGUCUGAGCUGAAUGACUCAAGAUCAGAAUAUAUCACAGUAACUAAUAAAAUGACAGAAGAGGUAGAGAAACUGGUAAAUGAAGUUAAAAUAUUAAACGAUAAAAAUAGUCACCUUCAAGGUGACUUAGUGACAGAAAUGGCAGAAGGUGAAUUCGGUGAACAACAAAAUGAGAAGUCUGUGUCUUUGAAUCCUAUGGAGGAUAGUAAUUCCUAUGAGCGCUUGACAUUGUCAAACAAAGAAGUUCAAACGCACUUUGCUGAAUUACAAGAGAAAUUCUUGUCUUUACAAGGUGAACACAAAAUUUUACAUGAUCAGCACUGUCAAAUGAGCUCUAAGAUGUCAGAGCUCCAGACCUAUGUUGACAAAUUAAAGGCUGAAAAUUCAGUCUUGUCAGUGAAUCUGAGAAAUGUUCAAGGUGACUUGGUAAAAGAGAUGAAGCCAGGACCUGAGGAGGAGCAAAUUCUGUCACCGUCAUUUUCUUGUGUAACUGACAGCCCUAAUCUUACACGAUUUGGAGAAGGCUCUCUUGACAAAGAUCUUUUAGAACAAACAGGAGAAACAUCUCUUUGGAGUGACUUAGAAGGGAAUGUUUCAGCAAACCAGUCUAAUGUAGGUGAAGUAUCUUGUAGCAGUUUGGAGGAGGAGGAGAAUCUGACUAAGAAAGAAACCUCUUCUGCCCCAGUGAGAAGUGUUGAAGAACUAGAGAUACUCUGUCAGAUGUAUCUGCAGUCCCUCAAGAAUCUAGAAGAGAAAAUGGAAAAUCAAGGGAUUCUCAAAAAUAAGGAAAUUCAAGAGCUGGAACAGUUACUAAGUUCUGAAAGGAAAGAGCUCGACUGUCUUAGGAAACAGUUUUUGUCAGAAAAUGAACAGUGGCAGCAGAAGCUGACGAGCGUGACCAUGGAGAUGGAGUCUAAGUUGGCAGCAGAAAAGAAGCAGACAGAACACCUGUCAAUGGAGCUCGAAGUAGCACGACUCCAACUUCAAGGACUGGAUUUAAGUUCUCGGUCUUUCAUUGGCACUGAUACAGAUGUAGUUCGGGGCCAAAAUGAAAGCUGUGAUAUAACAGAAUCUGAUGAAUAUACAUCAGAAACUACAGAAAGAAUACCAAAGCAGGAUAUUUGUCAGAUUUGUGAUGAAAAUAAUCAGCAGGACCUCAGUCUUGAGACCAGGGAAAUAACUGAGACAGAGACAGUCAAACUUAGAGGAGAAUGCUGUAAGGAACAAUCCCCAGAAACUAACUGUGAUGUUCCAGUGGAAGAUAAGCCCCAGGGCUGUCCAGAAUGCAUUUCCCAAUUGUCACUAUCUGGACCUAGUGCUUUGGUACCUGUGAAUGCCCUGGGGGAUCAGGUAACCAUCCAGAAUCUCCAGCUACAGGUAGAAGAGACAUUAAGUGAGAAUCUGAGGUUACUUCAUGUGUUAGAGGAUCGUGACAAGAAAGUUGAAAGUUUGUUAAAUGAAAAAAGAGAGUUAAGUGCAAAACUUGAUUUGCAGGAAGUACAACUAACAAACAAGAUCGAAGCGUGUAUAGCAUUAGAAAAAAUUCUUGAAGAACUUAAAGAAAAAUCAGAUUUAAGUGAAAAAUUGGAAUCUGUGUCUUGUGAUAACCAGGAGUUAUACCAGAGAGUAGACACUUCAGACAGCAUGAAUCCUCAUUUAGAAAUGGGCCCAAAUAAAUUGUCAGAUGAAGUUAUUGACGAUAGUGUUGCCAAGGUGGAUGACAACUGUAAAAAGAGCUUGCUUGAUAUGGAAAAUGAACUGAACAGGAUAAAAUCUGAGAAAGCUAGCAUCGAGUGUCAUGCCCUCUCCAUGGAAGCUGACUUAGAGAUAGUUCAGACAGAGAAGCUAUGUUUAGAAAAAGACAAUGAAAGUAAGCAGAAGGUUAUUGUCUCUCUUGAAGAAGAGCUCUUAGUGGUCACAAGAGAGAGAAACCGGCUUCAUGGAGAAUUAGAUACUGUGUCUAAAGAUAACAAAGAACUGGUUGGAGUGUCUGAGAAGCUGAAAGAGAGAGUACAGGAGCUCGAGUCUCAUCAAGGUGCAUGUGUUGAUCGCAUUCAGGUCGUAGAGGCCGAAUUAAAGGAUAAAACAGAACUUCUUCAGACUUUGUCCUCUGAUGUGAGUGGGCUGUUGAAAGACAAAACUCAUCUCCAAGAACAACUGCAGAGUUUGGAAGAGGACUCACAGGCACUGUCUUUGGUAAAACGUGAGCUGGAAAACCAAAUUGGACAAUUAAAUAAAGAAAAAGAAUCACUUCUCAGGAAAUUUGAAAGCCUGCAGGCCAGACUGAGUGAAUUGGAACAUGACAAGCUAAAUGUCUCCAAAGCCUUGGAAGCAGCACUAAUAGAGAAAGGGGAGUUUGCAGGGAAGCUGAGCUCAACGCAAGAGGAGGUGCACCAGUUGAGAAGAGGCAUUGAGAAACUGAGAGUCCGCAUUGAGGCUGAUGAAAAGAAUCAACUCCAUGUUGUAGAGAAACUGAAAGAAAGAGAGCGUGAGAAUGAUUCGCUUAAGGAUAAGGUUGAGAGCCUAGAAAGGGAAUUGCAGAUGUCUGAAGAAAACCAAGAGCUGGUGAUUCUUGAUGCCGAGAAUUCCAAAGCAGAAGUAGAAACCCUAAAAACACAAGUGGAAGAGAUGGCCAAAAGCCUGAAAGUUUUAGAAUUAGACCAUGGCAAGGUAAGGUCCGAGAAAGAAAACCUAACUGAACAAUUACAAGAAAAACAAGAUCAAGUGUCAGAAUUGGACAAAAUGGUCUCUUCAUUUAAAAGUCUAUUAAAGGAAAAGGAGCAAGCAGAAAUACAGAUGAAAGAAGAAGCUAAAACUAUAGUGGAGAUGCUUCAAACACAAUUGAAAGAGCUAAACGAGGAAGUGAAAGCUUUGUAUAAUGACCAGGAAGGCUGGAAGGCUGAAGAACCGAGCCCAGACACACCAGUGGAAGACGUGGAUAAGAAAAUAAAUAGUAUUGAAAAGCUAAAAGCCCUCAUAGAAACUGAUGGAAAGAAGCAGCGCCUUGUCAUAGAAAAACUGAAAGAAAGUCAACAUAGUGCAGAUUUGCUGAAGGAUAGAGUUGGAAACCUUGAAAGAGAGCUAGACAUAUCAGGGAAAAACCAAGAGAGUGCAGUUCUCGAGGCUGAGAACUCCAAAGCUAUGGUAGAGACCUUAAAAGCAAGAAUAGAAAAGACAGACCAAAACCUGAGUGAUUUGGAAUUAGCUCUCACUGACAUAAGGUUAGAGAAAGAGAAUCUGAUGAAAGAAAAACAAAAAGAGCAAGAGCGAGUAUCUGAAUUAGAAACAUUAAGUUCUUCACUUGAAAAUCUGCUACGAGAAAAAGAGCAACAAAAUGUACAGUUGAGAGAAGAAUCUACAGUUGCAAUAGAGAUGGUUCAAGCAAAAUUCCAAGAGUUAAGUGAAAAGGUGUCAGACCUGUGUAAUGACCAAGAAAUCUAUAAGGCCAAAGUACAGAAUCUGAGCAAUCAAGUAAAUUCUCUUGAAACUGAGAAGGCUAAGUUGCUACAAGACCUUAACAAGGCCAAAAAUAAUGACAGUGUUUUGCAAUCUACUGUCAAGGACCUCAUUCGAGAAGUAGAAGAUGGCAAACAGAAAGUAGAGAAGAAAGAUGAAGAAAUCAGUAGAUUAAACAGUCAAAUUCAAGACCAAGAGCAGCUCCUCUCCAAACUGUCUCAGGUGGAAGGAGAGCAGGAACUAUGUAAGAAGCAGAAUGUAGAACUGAGAAAUCUGACAGUGGAAUUAGAGCAAAAGAUCCAAGUGCUGCAAUCCCAAAAUGCCACCUUACAGAACACUGUAGAAGCACUGCAGAAUUCUUACAAGGAUAUAGAGAAUCAGCUUGAAUUGACAAAAACAGAAAAAAUGUCCUUUGCUGAAAAAGUAAACACCAUGACUGCAAAGGAAUCUGAGCUGCAGAGGGAAAUACGUGAGAUGGUACAAAAAAGGACAGACCUAGAAGAAGAAUUCAGUGGAGAGAAAAAUAAACUAACUAAAGAAUUAAAAUUAUUGUUGGAAGAAAUACAGAGCAACAAAGGUCAAUUGAAGGAGCUCAUGUUAGAAAAUAGUGAAUUGAAGAAGAGUUUGGAUUGUGUACACAAAGAUCAGGUGGAAAAGGAAGAGAAAGUAAGAGAAGUGACUGAGUAUCAGCUACAGCUUCAGGAAGCUGAGAAGAGACAUCAGACUUUGCUUCUGGACACAAACAAACAGUACCAAAUAGAAAUCCAGACUUAUCAAGAAAAAUUGACAUCUAAAGAGGAAUGUCUCAAAUCACAGAAGUUGGAGAUAGACAACUUAAAGUCUACUAAAGAAGAACUCAAUAAUUCUUUGAAAGUGACCACACAGCUUGUAGAAGAAUUGAAGAAAGCCAAGGUAGACAAUCUAAAAUAUGUAAGUCAGCUGAAGAAAGAAAAUGAACGUGCCCAGGGGAAAAUAAAGUUGUUGAUGAAAUCCUGUAAACAACUGGAAGAGGAAAAGGGGAUGUUGCAGAAAGAACUGUCUCAACUUGAAGCUGCUCUGGAGAAACAGAAGACAGGUACUAUUGUGAAUCCUAAUCUAGAUGAAUUAAUGACCGAAAUGAAAGAACUCAAAGAAACUCUGGAAGAGAAAAGUAAGGAGGCUGACGAAUACUUGGAUAAGUACUGUUCACUGCUUAUAAGCCAUGAGAAGUCAGAGAAGGCUAGAGAGAUGUUGGAAACACAGGUUGCUCGCCUGAGUUCACAACUAUCUAAACAUGAUCUUCGGAGUUCUCCUUCGCUAAAUUCAGUUGUUCCAGGACCUUCUCCAGUCUCUUCUGUUCCUGAAAAGAAGUUAUCAUCUGGUCAAAAUAAAACUUCAGGCAAGAGGCAGAGGCCUAGUGGGAUUUCUGACAAUGAUGGAGGAUCAGUACCUUCUACCCCAGAGACAUUUUCUAAAAAAAGUAGAAAAAUAGUCAAAAGUGUUCCUCACUCUGCAAGCGACACAGAAGAUACAGAGUUUGAGCCAGAGGGACUUCCAGAAGUUGUGAAGAAAGGGUUUGCUGACAUCCCAGUGGGAAAGACCAGCCCCUACAUCCUGCGGAGAACAACCAUGGCAACCAGGACCAGUCCGCGCCUCGCUGCACAGAAGUUAGCAUUAUCCCCCCUAAGUCUUGGCAACAAAAUUCUCGUAGACUCCUCCAAACGAACAGCUGGUGGCAGCAGAUCACAAAAGGUCAAGAUUGCUCAACAGAGCCCAGUGGACUCAGGCACUGCCUUCCGAGAACCCACCACGAGAUCUCUUGCGGUCAAUAACCUCUCUGGGGACAGCCCCAGGGAGGGUCUGAGAGUCAAGCGAGGCCAACUUACCCCUAGCCCAGAAGCUGGACCUGAGCCCAAGGGCAGUGAGAACUGCAGAGUUCAAUGAAGAGACCUUGUGUACCAGGACCCCUGGAAGGUGACAGUAGGGAAAUGGAUAGGAGUCUGCCUGCAGGAAUUUUCUUUAGUUAAGGAGUAAUUUAACAGUGGGAAGAGAACAAUUCUUCAUAAGCCUAAAUGUGCUGUACCCUUUAGAUCUAUUAUGUGUUAGUAUUGGAAAAGUUUGGAAGCACUGAUUACCUAUUCACUGGUACUCCUCUACUGCAAUGUAAAUAGCACUGUGUAGAGCUUUUUGGUAAAAUGUUACAAUUAAAUGGCAGGCCACAUAUAACAACUUUUGGUGUUUUACAGUGAAAAAUGCAAAACAUACUUUGUAUUUCCAAUUAACAGCUCCCAGGAAAUGCAAACUUUUACUUUGAUAUUUCCUAUGUUUAAUGUUAGGUGUGAAAUAGUUUGAUCAAGGACUUCUCUGAGUAAAAUGAAAGAAAACCAUACUAUAUGUUUUUAAAGAAAACGAACACGUGUGUAUAUAGGUGUUUUCAUCCUUGCAAUGUGUUUUGUAUUUGGUUAUAUAACUUGUACAUAUGUUUGUGUGUUGGAGAGAUGUGUUGAUUUCUGGUUAGUCUGGUUGUAGGAUCCUCAGAGGAUUACUGUAUCAUGUUUUCUGUCAUUGUACCGGUCAGCCUGAAACAUUUUGGGUAUUUAUACAUGUACCCAAGAUCCCAAUGGGCUGAAGGGGAUCCGUAUAUCUUAUCUAAGGUGCUUUCGCGCUCUCCCUUUCUUUCUCAUGCAUGUAUACACACUUGUCUAU
Molecule: messenger RNA, 10231 nt
Organism: Tupaia belangeri chinensis (Chinese tree shrew)
Lineage: Eukaryota; Metazoa; Chordata; Mammalia; Scandentia; Tupaiidae
Gene: CENPF
Product: centromere protein F
Exons: 20
Coding region: 155-9469 (3104 amino acids)
Biological process (GO): metaphase chromosome alignment; mitotic cell cycle; regulation of G2/M transition of mitotic cell cycle
Cellular component (GO): spindle pole; nucleus; chromosome, centromeric region
Molecular function (GO): transcription factor binding; dynein complex binding; protein homodimerization activity
Source: RefSeq, a predicted model, not a curated record